GUGAAGGGUUUUGAGGAAUUAUCUUGUGAUUAACUUUGCCCGACUGAACUACUGCACAAGUCAACUUGAUACUUCUCUGUUGUGGAAAAUCAAUUGUAGAGUUAAUGGUCUCGGCACUCGGCCUGUAGAACGUGUGAGCUCGGAACACCUGUUUGAGCCCACAAGAGACCGGCCACACGUUAAGAAAUUGAUGCGGCCUCCGAAAAACAGGCGGGGGGUAAAGUAUACCUACUGUAGAACGUGUGCAACUGCAACGACACUGUUAUCCGAAAGGAUUCUUCCACAAAACUCUGAAAUAUGCUGAUAGAUUCAAGUAAAUGCCACAGGUGUUGCCUUGUCUUUUCACGUUAAAUCAACCGCGUACUGAACUGAUCAUACCGCUGCAGAAGAACAACCUUAAAGGCCUCAAUGGGUCCAUGCUAAGAAUUCCCGUAGUCAACAAAGCGUGUUUGCAUUGUAGAUUUAAAUACUUGUAGCAGUGGAUGGAAACAGAUAAAACCAAAGGAAAGACCAUUUUGAUAGCGAAAUGAGUUUCAUAUGUUUUCUACUCGUAGCCUCUGAUCAUUUGGAAAUCAAAUUGGCCGGAAUGUAAAAGCAUCUCCUAUUCAGGUCAAAUCAUUGGCUCAGCUGUGGCGACCGUCGUCGGCUGUUCGGCAAGUUGAAGUAGCAUUUCGUCUCGUUUUUCUCAAGGGUACGUCAUCCUCUUACCAUACUGCAGCAUAAUAAAUAAUGUCGCUAACUGGCUCGAUCUUGGGCGGCACAAAUCACUAUGUAGACAGAGAGAAUAUGGAGAUUAAUAACUCCGCUGCAACUUGGGUACCAGUCUGUUCCGGCCGGAGAUUACCCGCAGGGUCCGGAAGUCUAGAGCAGUCCUCACCCCCAAGACUCGUGGAGCUCCAAACCUGCACCGGACAUCUUCUGCACCCUCAAAUCAACUCUCUCAUCUGCUGGUUGCGCUGGAUUGUCGAGAUGUACUCCAGACGUGCACAGAACACUCGUCUUAGUUUCUCGGUCCAAGCGUCGUCUUCCCCUUUGUGGACAUUUCAGUGCGCAUUUAUUACAGGCGCGGAUAACCUUUGCUGUAAGAACGAUGCUCGCGGCGCUCGUCAGAGCUUCAGAUCAGCUUGUACCCGACGAACCAAUCGCUUGCCAUUUAUUACCAUGCAUUUCUCCAAUCUUGACACCCAUGAGCCACUUCCUUCUCAUCUAUCCAGAGGACGGCAUGUCGACCUCGUCAAGUCAUGAUCUCCACUAAUGAUGUUUGUGAAUUGGAGAAGGUGAAUCAACUGACUCUGAAGUGGGUGGUCUAUUACGACCAGAAUCACGAUUCGAAAGAGAUUGGGCGAGCUAGAUCGAGUGAAAAAUGGGUCAUCAAGAUAGAGAAGGAAUCGCUUUCUGCAGAAGUCAUCAUGCAGAAACAGACAGCCACUUGCACCCGUAGAGUAGAAAGCCUUUUGAUGUGUACGCAUACUCUGCGAAGAAUCCUGUUGCAGUCCAGUACUCUGUACUGCGGUGAAUGUCCCGGCAGAUGCCAAGAUGCCCAUGCUCUUGAUCAAGAAGGACAUUCGUACGUGGCAAGCACAGACCUUCUCCAGGUGUCAAUUACACGAGUACUGUCAGUUCCAGAUUAUUUUCGGCGUCCAACAAUUUCCACGAGUUUUUCUUUUAGCCUUCACUUGC
Molecule: messenger RNA, 1680 nt
Organism: Marchantia polymorpha subsp. ruderalis
Lineage: Eukaryota; Viridiplantae; Streptophyta; Marchantiopsida; Marchantiales; Marchantiaceae
Source: the annotation of a GenBank genome assembly